This is a messenger RNA of Vanessa tameamea, 1833 nucleotides long. RefSeq lists its product as uncharacterized. The record is from RefSeq and is a predicted model, not a curated record. The transcript has 15 exons. Bases 1 to 1833 code for a protein of 610 amino acids. NCBI's taxonomy places the organism in Eukaryota, Metazoa, Arthropoda, Insecta, Lepidoptera, Nymphalidae.
AUGGCUCGAAAGGGACAAGUAUCUAUACAAGAUAACGUUGAAACGAAUGAAGAAUUUGAAGAUUAUCUAAAUGCGAAUUUCGACAAGCUUAUAUGUAUGGAAGUGUAUUCAGAUUUUUGCGGUCACUGUUUGGCUACUGGUAAUGCUAUACGAAAAGGUAAACUUGAAAUAGGACAAGAUCGUAUCAGUAUGGUGAAGGCGUUAGCGGACAAUAUCGAUGCCUUAUCAAGAUUUAAGAAUAAAAGUGAACCAACCUUCCUUUUUAUUUUUAGAGGUAAAUUAAUACGUGCAAUGUUCGGAGCGAAUGGUGUGGAACUGUGUCGUAUUACAGAAGAAGAAAUAGGGCACAUGCAGCGAGAAAUAGACACGGGUAUUGAACGACCGAAACAAGAAAUAAGUGAAUUAUUACCGGAGGAAGCCGCGAAAAUAAAGGAAGACCUAAAACUUGAAGAAAGUUUCCGUGAAGCGGCUGAGAGACUUCGUGUAUUGACGAUCGCUGCAAGAAAGAAGCGAAUUUGUGAACGUCUUGCCAGAUACGUUAAGGAUUUGAAUUUCAUCCUAUACUGGCCUCAUUGUCAUAAAGCUCAUUUAGACUUAUACGAAAAGUGGGAUUUAAUCAACAUUCAAGUAGCCGCUAAAGAUACUAUACAGAUGACCGAAGAAGGUGUUAAGGAGGCUCUAUACAUGAGCGACGUGGAUCCAAACGAGGCCUGCGUCUAUGCUCUCAUGAAAGAUGAGGCUUUAGUUGUAUUGUUUAAGAUGUUCGACAACGAUGAUCGUGAUUUCGUCAAGCUAAUGCGACACACGUUGUACGAAGAGAUCCCCGUACCCAAAGAGGACGUGCCUCCAGAAAAGCAAAUACCGCCGAUUCCGGCGUAUGAACGUUAUGCUAGCAUUAGUAAAACAGCUAGAGAAGUCCGAAGGGAAAGGUAUGAAGCCAAAAUGCAGAAAUUGCGUGAAGAAAAAGAAGAAAGAGAAAGACUGGCAGCUGAACAGGCCCGAUUAGCUAGAGAAGCUGAAGAAGAAAGACAGAGAAUAGAGAAACAAAGACAAGAAGAGGAGAGAAUGGCUAGAAUACAGGCUGGGCUACCAGCAGAACCUGAACCGGUACCGGGAGAAGAGGCAGUUGAAGGCGAAGAAACGGAGGGAGCUGAUACUGAAGUAACCGUAAGGCCUGAGAAUAUAGAAGAAUUGGUAGAGGUAGAAGAAGAGUUCCACUCAGACGUAGAAGUGGAAGAUGAGGAGUACAUACCACCAGGUGGACUCUUCGUACCAGGAUUGUAUUCACCUCCAAAUGUAUUAGCUAAAGCUAACGGAUUAUCCUACUUUUACCCAAAGAUCGUUUCACAAAUAACACCAAUAGAAUCAGAAUAUCUACCUCCUCACGUCCUAGUGAUGUUCAGUAUCGAUAAACGUCAUGAAGUCAAGGAAGUUAUUGAGCAAUUUCCUGGUGAAAUACUUAAUUAUGGCAUCUUCAUUGGUGACGACCCAAACACUGCUGAACACCUUGCUUUUACAAUAAAACAAUAUGAUAAGAUAACAAGAUUAAGAAAGCAUAAGGAUCGUCUGGCCUUGAUGGUGUCACGAAAACGAAGUCUUCCACUCCUGCAGCUCGCGGGAUUGAAUCCAUGUUACAUCAGCCACGACGUCGUAUCAGGAGAGAGAGAUUGUCUUACUCUCUUUCCAGUUGGUUACGGAGAUGAGUAUGAAGAAGAGGAGAGUGUUGCAGAAGAGGAGAUCAAGGAAGUUGUAUUGGCGCAAGAAGCGGAACCCGAGGUAGAGGCCGUCGUCGCUGAACAAGUUGAUGAAGAGGAAGACGAGGAAGAGGAUUGA